GAGAAAGGUUACCAUCAAGCAAUGAUCAAUUCUAAUUUGGAAUAGAACUAUCUUUUCGAAUAUUAUUUUUUUCAUUUGCUUUUCUAUCUUUACUUAAAGCAUAUCCCAAUUCACAACCCACCACCUUAGGCCUCUCUAUAUAACUUCCAUCAGAGCUCAAGUUCUUCACAGCCAACUCUUAACUCUCUCUCUCUUCACCACAAGCAUUCUUCAACCAUCUUUCCAACAAUGGCCACAGUGACAGCUUUGGUGGCUGAAAAGCCCAUGGUGAUCUUCAGCAAAAGCAGUUGUUGCAUUUGCCACUCCAUUAAGAAACUGAUACACGGUUUUGGGGCGAGUCCUACUAUUUAUGAGCUUGAUGAACUUUCAAAUGGACAACAACUGGAAAGGGAGUUGUUGUCAUUAGGGCGUGAGCCGAGUGUACCAGCUGUGUUCAUAGGGGGAGAGUUAGUUGGCGGUUCUAAAGAGGUCAUGAGCCUCCAUCUCCAAGGCAAGCUAGUCCAAUUGCUCAUACAGGCUGGAGCUAUAUUUGUACAGGUUUGAUGAGAGAACUUAUAUUUUAAGGUGUAUUUUCCAGGUGUAUUUUCCUUUUCUUUUCUUUUUUUCUUUUUUUUCGUUGGCACUAAAUAAAGUCAUACUUAGUUAUUUUACUAUCUCUUAAACAUAAUUCAUUAAUGUCUGUAUUUCUACAUGCAUUAGUGCAAGAAUACAGCAUAUGUAAUUCCAAUUGUAGUGCCCCCAACAAAUAAAAUAUAAAACGAGCAUAUUAUACAUUCAAGAGACAAAAUUACCAGUUCACUAUAAGAGUGAAUGGAGAGGUGGGUCUGAUUCAGGGCUCAGUUAUUCUUGAGAAGCAAAACGUGAUUGUUUCAAGGUUCAGGUAUGUGAAUUUUCUCUCUCCAAUGGAUGUAAGCUGAUUUGUGUCAGACUGCGUAAAUUCUAUGGAUGUGCAAUAAUCCCAACAAAUCAUAACUUAAAAUUUAAUAAAUUUGUUUCUUUUCAUCAUAUGUAAAUCCUGUGUAUUUUUACCACAAAUUAACUAGAAAUUAAAAUUAUUGCCACAAACAAAAAAAAAAAAAAAACCAUUUUUUCUAUCAUAAUCAUAACACAGCAGAAGGUGUGCAUGUAUUGGGAGAAGAACAGCCAAACAAAA
Molecule: messenger RNA, 1153 nt
Organism: Camellia sinensis
Lineage: Eukaryota; Viridiplantae; Streptophyta; Magnoliopsida; Ericales; Theaceae
Source: RefSeq, a predicted model, not a curated record